UCCACAGGAGAAAUAAACAUCGACGGCCGGUUUUAAUUUAUAGCAAUUUAAUUAAGAGGCCAAAUAAUAGUUAUAAGAUGAUAAAAAAAUGGAUUAUAACAGAAGCCGAAAGAUAAAAAUUACUUGAAAGUACGAAGUGCAACGGAUGUCGUGAAGAAGAUGUUGAAAAUACUUUAAAUUUCAAUUGAUAAUAGCACAAAAAUGCUGCCCGCCAUACCACUUCUCGUGCAAGCCGGCAUGGCUUUGGUUGCCAGUUAUGGAGGUUACUGGUACUACGACCAAAAUCUGCGAGACUUGGACGGUGACCUCAACAUGCCUAUGCUCAAAUUCGACCUCAACAUCAACAUCUUUGGCCAAACAGAGGCACUGAACGCGCUGGUAAAAAAGCUCAAUGAAGUUCCAUCAGGCUAUGGUGCGGACGUGAUUGUUUUGUUUGGAGGAGUGGGCGUCGGGAAGACGCUGGCCCUGUCCCUCAUUCGGCAGAACUUCUCGCAGCAGCGGGUCAUCACCAGUGUAAUUCAACAAAAUUUAGAGGACCUCUCGCAGUCCCAAGAACUGCACAGAACGCUCAAGUCCAAUCUGUGCCGGGUGAAAAAUGGAUUUGCCCUGGUCACCGUGGACAAUGCAGACAUCUCGAGCGUCGACCUCUGGCGCUUUGUCAAGGCCGUCGAUAACAUUUGUUUACAAUUCAAGAUCAAAGCCAAAGUUGUGAUUGGAGCUCAGCUGUUCCGAGAGACCAGCUCUGAAAAUGUUCGCGACCUGAUUUCGCACUCGUUCAAAAGCGAGGACGAGUACACCAAGUACAUCAAUGACAAAAACCAGAAGGUCUGCUCGUAUUUCAACCGCUGUUCAGCCAUCAUGUUCAGACCAAUUUCUUUAGACACUUUGAAAAUGUGCAUCAGCGCUUCGGCCAAGACACUCACUAGGAUGGACCUUACCGAGAAGCAGAUGGGCUAUUUGCUGGCGCAGAUCACCGAAGUCGGACUCGAUUAUGUGCCUGGCGGCUGCAAAUCGGUCGAAAAUUAUGUGGCACUGCUGCAUGAUGGACUCUAAAAUAUGAACUUUUGCACAUAACUUAUUCUGACGAUAAAGUACACACAGAGAAUUGCACUAUUAAUACCAAAGGCUGAUUUUAUAUAAAUGAUAAUACGUAAAGCACAAUUUGUAAAUUCAUUAAAUUAUUUUACUUGUUUUAGACGUUUUGCAGAUUAAAAUUUUUUGAAUUACUUUUCUUUGUGAGUUUUGGUUAAUGAAAUGCUUGGUUCAGUUUAUAAUAAUGAAUCUGAAAAUAUAAUUAAUUGUGCGGAUAUUAAGUUUGAUUCAAACUUUUGGAAACUGAACUUCAGUAUUUAUUAUUAUUAUUUUUUUUUUUGAAAGCUUAGCAAAUAAGCUUAAAAUUGUUGACCUCUGUUUUUAAAGUCUUUUUUUGCCAAAUUUGGUGAGUCAUUAAAAUUUGAACUGAAUAAAUGA
Neocloeon triangulifer is the source of this 1470-nucleotide messenger RNA. RefSeq lists its product as uncharacterized. The coding region runs from base 202 to 1053 and encodes 283 amino acids. The transcript is spliced from 2 exons. The record is from RefSeq and is a predicted model, not a curated record. NCBI's taxonomy places the organism in Eukaryota, Metazoa, Arthropoda, Insecta, Ephemeroptera, Baetidae.